GAGAACGACAAGGGCGCCCUCGUUGAUCUUUACAUCCCCCGUCACUGCUCCGCCACCAACCGGCUCAUCACCGCCAAGGACCACGCCUCGAUCCAGAUCCAGAUCGCCGACGUUGACGCCGACGGAAAGGCCAUCAAGGGCCAGGCGACCACCAUUGCUAUUUGCGGCAGGAUAAGGGCACAGGGGGACAGCGAUGACUCGAUCAACCGGAUCGCGACCAAGGAGGGUCUGUUGAAGAACGUCUGGACAUACUCCCGAUAG
Dioszegia hungarica is the source of this 261-nucleotide messenger RNA. RefSeq names its product putative ribosomal protein s21. Gene Ontology annotation, biological process: endonucleolytic cleavage to generate mature 3'-end of SSU-rRNA from (SSU-rRNA, 5.8S rRNA, LSU-rRNA); translation; endonucleolytic cleavage in ITS1 to separate SSU-rRNA from 5.8S rRNA and LSU-rRNA from tricistronic rRNA transcript (SSU-rRNA, 5.8S rRNA, LSU-rRNA). The record is from RefSeq and is a predicted model, not a curated record. The annotation marks the transcript as partial. The transcript has 3 exons. NCBI's taxonomy places the organism in Eukaryota, Fungi, Basidiomycota, Tremellomycetes, Tremellales, Bulleribasidiaceae. Gene Ontology annotation, molecular function: structural constituent of ribosome. Gene Ontology annotation, cellular component: cytosolic small ribosomal subunit; ribosome.